AAAUUUUGUUGGAAGCCGCCUUAUUUAAAAUGAGUGAGUGAACCAGGGGCGGGAGGAGCGGAGCAAAUUCUCCAAACAUAUCCUUUGUGGCUUCUCUUUGCCUUUCACUUUCUUCCCGCCAUCCAUUCGUCUUUGGAAAUUGUAACUUGGAAGCGAGGGAUUGUGGGAGUUUGAGAUUUUUUUUUUUUUCUGAUCCUCUGAACCGCUAAGAUCGAGAGAGGCUGGGGUUUGAAGCAGUGUGUGUCUUGAAGGGGAAGAAGAUAUUGAUCAGUGGCUUUAUGUUCCACUAGGCUGAGCUCUGAUAUGAAAACUGCUAGGCAGCAAAAGAAUACAGGUGAGGUUUCUGUAAAGAGCAAGGCAGAUGCAGGACUUAGUUGCACCAGAAUCAAAGCAUCUGUGAAGAAAAUUGGUGGACGGCGGAAAAAAGCAACAGGGAAAAGUGAUGCUAAUUUGACUAAAAAGGAUGAGCAUCUUGUACCUUCCUCAGCCCAAACUAUUUGUCAACAGCUUCCAGUGAAGGAAACAGGCAACUCAAAUAUUGUGACUACAGUUGAGACUGAGCUUGGACAGACACUACAACCUUCUGCAAAGAUCAGGCUACAACUUUUCCCCAUAGAUGAAGGCACUCGCACAGGACUGGAGAAGGAUGGUCAUAAUCCACACUUGGAGCUCACUCUAAGAGCUCGCAAGAAGCUAGUCUCAGUGCUGAAUCAUCUCCAUAACAAGUGGGGCAGUUCAAGUGUUGCUGUGGGGGAGCUUAUGCUUUUACCGUACAAUGUUCGGCUGGAAAAUUUAGCUGGUUACAGAAGAUGGACACUGAAAGACAGUGCUAUCAGUGCAGCAGAUGUAUAUGAAGCCAUCGGCAAACCUCUGAUUUUUCGUUUAAGGUAUGGCUGGUUCUCUGAUCUAGAAUCUAAAACUCAUAACAAGUCUCCUACAUCUAACAACAUUAGGGGUAGUUCACAAUUUGGAGACAUACAUAAAAGUUUCAGUGAAAAUGUGGAGUGUAUGAAUGGAGAUAAACAACCACUUGAGGAUAAUCUGCGAGCAAGCAACACUGCUACACCAUCAUCGCUAGGUUGGGCUGAUAGCUUAACUAACAUAAGCAUGGGGGGUUUGCUGUCUGAAGCCUCUCUACAGGGGAACGUUAAUCGAUGUGAUCCAAUGCCAAUUGGGGGAUCAUCUUUGCAGCAGCUUCCAUUCAGCUCUGAUUCAUUUGAUGCUGCUAUAGCUGCUCAUAUAUAUGGUCGAUCUCAAGGCUCAAUACCAUCUUCUCAUGUGUCACACUCGUCGAUCUUUGAUGCAGAAGAAACUUGCCAUGCAUUUCCAUUUCAAAAAUUCUGUUCAUCAGGAAAAGAGUUUGUGGCUGCAUCUAGAAGUGGAGCUUGUAGUCAGGAUGCAAGUCUCAAGCCAUUCAAAUUCCCCACUUUGGUUGAGGAGGAAGCACAAACUGGAAGCACACAGGAUCAGACUGAAGAACCUAAAGCAGAUUUACUGCUCCAAAGGCAAGGAGCAGAUAAUGGUGAAAACAGCCUUGGGAUGCCAGACAUCAAUUGGAGUGAUUCUUUGUGGUCCCCGGAUCUGAGCUUAUCAUCAUCUCGGCAAAUCAUCAGUGGAGAUAGUAUCAACUUCAGCAGUUUGUUAUCUAGCAGUCUUGAUGCAUUUCAAAGCCGUUCAUUCUUUCUAAGGGAUGAAAAAGUUCCUCCUACUUGAGGAAAAAGAAAUAGAGACAACACAAGCUUUCUGAUGAAAAAUCAUCGACACUGAUGAUAUGUUAGGUUUUAACAGAACGCAUAGCAUGAUUAAACCUUUGCAGGCAGUACAGUGGUAACUCUAGGAAAAAUCAUAAUUUUUUCAACAGAUUUACACUUCACUGUUGCCUAGAAAUGCAGUAAUUCUUCAGGCAACAGGCAGUGUAACUGUGUAAUUUAAUGGUUAUGGUGAAGAUUUGUGGUAAUGCUUUUUCGAUGGUAUAUACUUGAAGCAAACACAGUUUGGCACAAUAGAAAAUGUGUCUAAUUGACGUGGAAUACUUACUGUAGAUUUCUAAUGUGUCAUAUGUGGAUAUAUGUAUUGACAUGUAUCUCUUUUUACUUCUAAAAUGUAGAUAAAGACACGUCUUCUUUAGCAUA
Molecule: messenger RNA, 2132 nt
Organism: Nelumbo nucifera (sacred lotus)
Lineage: Eukaryota; Viridiplantae; Streptophyta; Magnoliopsida; Proteales; Nelumbonaceae
Source: RefSeq, a predicted model, not a curated record